This is a messenger RNA of Paramecium sonneborni, 694 nucleotides long. The record is from the annotation of a GenBank genome assembly. NCBI's taxonomy places the organism in Eukaryota, Ciliophora, Oligohymenophorea, Peniculida, Parameciidae.
AUAAAAUUAAUGCUGUUUUUAAUUAGACAUGGUGAAAGAGCAGAUGAUAGUACAAAUGCAGAAAAGCAACGUAUUAUAUUAUCAUUUGAUCCACAUUUAUCUUAGAAUGGAGAAACACAGGCAAAAAAGACAGGAAAAUAUAUAAGAAAUAUUUUGAAAUUAGUAUAGAUUUAUUAAAAUUUGAAAGCAUUCAAUAAAUAAGAUUGUUUUAGUAACAUCACCUUAUUUAAGAUGUAUAUAAACAGUAAUUGGAAUAGCAAAUUAAUUAGAAUAAGAAAUAGAAAUUUAUAUUGCAAAAGGGUUAGGAGAAUGUUUUAGAUAAGAUUGGUUUGAAUAAGAUAUAUUGAAAGAAUUACAUUAUUAUAAAGGUUCAUAAAUCUAUUAGCAUAUUUUUUAAUAAUAUUCAUUUUUGGAUGUUCCUUAUUAAGAAGUGAUUCAAUAAUACCCUGAAUCAAUUUAAGAAUUUUUUGGAAGGUUUUCAGAAAAUUAUAAAAGAAUGAGAGAACAUUUUACAAAUAAUAAUAUAUUAGUUGUGACUCAUGGUUAUGGAGUACAUGCAGUAAAUAUGUUAGAAAAAUAAAUAAUUUCAAAUAAUGCAGAUUAUUGCAGUGUGAAUGUGAUACAAUAUUAAAAAGAUAAUGUAGACUAUUUACUAUUAAAUAGUACAGCCCAUUUAAAGAAAUCAAAAUUGUGA